Plasmodium malariae is the source of this 5925-nucleotide messenger RNA. It is a transcript of the gene RAD50, whose product is annotated as DNA repair protein RAD50, putative. The record is from RefSeq and is a predicted model, not a curated record. NCBI's taxonomy places the organism in Eukaryota, Apicomplexa, Aconoidasida, Haemosporida, Plasmodiidae. Gene Ontology annotation, biological process: telomere maintenance via recombination; telomere maintenance via telomerase; chromosome organization involved in meiotic cell cycle. Gene Ontology annotation, cellular component: condensed nuclear chromosome; Mre11 complex. The coding region runs from base 1 to 5925 and encodes 1974 amino acids. Gene Ontology annotation, molecular function: double-stranded telomeric DNA binding; single-stranded telomeric DNA binding; G-quadruplex DNA binding. The transcript has a single exon.
AUGACGACUUUCGAAAGGAUAGGAAUUCAAGGGAUACGGAGCUACUGUGAUGAUGUGGUGGAAGAGCUGGAGUUCUCUUCUCCUAUCACAAUAAUAUAUGGAAAUAAUGGGAGUGGAAAGUCAACAAUUAUUGAAUGUUUGAAGGUGAGUUGUACAGGUGAUUUUCCACCUAAUGCAGAAAAAGGAAAAUCAUUUGUUCAUGACCCAUUAAUAUCAAAUAAAAUGAAUAUAAGAGGGAAAAUAGACUUACUUCUUAACAAUUAUAAUAAUAAAAGGAUAGGUAUAUCUAGAUGUUUUAAUUUAUUUUAUUCAAAAGAUAAAAAUAAGAAAGUGAAACAUACCUUUCGAGCAUUAGAUAAUAAUAUUAUUCUUAAAAAAGAAAAAGGAGAAGAUAUUAUUAUUACUAAUAAAUGUGUAGAUAUAAAUAGUCAUAUACCUAAAUUGAUGGGAGUAUCUAAAGCUCUUUUAGAAAACGUAAUUUUAUGUCAUCAUGAAGAAAGUCUAUGGCCUUUUAGUGAAUCUAUUAAAAUAAAAAAGAAAUUUGAUGAACUAUUUGGUGAUGAUCAUUUUUCUAAAAUAUUAGAAGAAUUAAUAAAAUGUAAAAAGGCUGCUAAUGAUAUUUUAAAAAAGAAAGAAUAUGAAUUGAUAAUGUUAAAAGACUGUUAUGAGAAAAAAAAAAAUAUGAAUGUUGAAAUUGAAAAAAAUGAAAAAGAAAUUCAAAAUGCAAAAAUGAGUAUACAAUUAGACCAAGAAAAAAUAAAUGAAAAUACUACCAUAGUAGAAAAUUUAAAUAAAAAACGUACCAUUUUAUAUAAACUAAUUUCAGAUAUAAAUACUCAUUUUGUUUUAUUUGAACAAUUUAAAUACGAUAUUGAUCAGUAUAAAAAUUUAAAAGAAAUUUAUCAAGAAAAUUCAAAGGAACUACUUCAAUUCGCUGAACUUUUUAAAGACGACUUAACAAAAUGUCAACACUUGAUUGAAAAUGUUAAACGGGAUAUACUAUACCUAGAAAAACAAAAAAGUGAACGUUGUACACAGUCUUUUGACACUUUUAACGUAAAAGAGAGCGAUGAAAUUAGUCAUGCUAUUCAUGUUUUAGAAAAGCGGGAAAAAGACCUGCUCGAAUUUCUGGAGAGUAUUCUACAAACAGACUAUACUGCUCUGAGCAGCUUGGUGAGCAUCACGAUGAACGACUCGAUCAAUAGGCUGAUGAGUAGCACGAUGAACGACUCGAUGAAUGGGAAGACGAACACACUGUCUAACAAUUUGAAGAAUGUAAGUAUGAGGAAAAUCUUUUGUCAAGAGUACAAGCAACUUCUCUUUUUGGUAAUGACAAACGAGCCUGUCUUCUUCAAAACGGCAGAAGCAUUUGAAAAAUGGUCCAACAUAUUUUCAAAAAAGAGCCCAAAUUUUAAAUUCAUUGUGAGGGAUUGCAUAAGAGGAAUUGUUAUAACAGGUGAAAGAUAUCAAAUUGUACAUCGAAAGAAUAACCUUGAUGAAAACGUAAUCCAUGGAGUUACAUCAAUGGAAGAGGAAUUAGGGGAUAACAGUAUUAGUAGCAUGACGUUAACACAAAACACACGUGCCAGCACCCCUCCAGAACAAAAUGCUGUACGGAAAAAUAUGAUAUUUCAGUUAGGAAAAAUCAAAAAGAUUCACACCAAGAAGUUGAAGAUAAUUAGACGAUUUAUAAAUCAGCACAGGACACGUCGUCAUAAAAAUUUAAAAAGGAACAAAACUCUACUGGAAAAAGUAAAAAUGUAUAAAAAUAAAAUUGAAAAAAUUGAUAAAAAAGUAGAAAGGAUAGAAAAGUAUAAAAAUAAAUUAAGUGGAUUUAAAUUGAAGGAUGAAAUAUAUGAAGAGAGUUUGAAAAAAUUAGAAAACUUGAAUCAACUGAAAUGUGUGUUUGAUUCUUCCAUCAUCUUAAGUGAGAUGGACAUGUUUACUUCUGACACUAAUAAGAUGUACAACUAUGAUGAUUAUAUAGAGAAAAAAAAAAAAGAAUUGAACAAAAUAAAAAAUUUUAAAAACGAAUUAAACAAAAUGAUGAAUAUUGUAACUAACUGUAACUUAACAUAUGAACAUUUUGAUAUCGUUCAGAAGACACAUACGAAUAUACUAAAUUUUAUAAAAGAACAAUAUGCUUUUUUUUUAAAACUGAAAACAAAAUGUUAUAAAAUCUAUACCACUAUGAAAGAUAGCCACAGUGAUGUCUUUAUAUAUAUACAAAAUUUCUUGAAUUAUUAUAAUGACUAUGUACAAGUGCAUUUCGAAACGAAGCAUCAAAGUGAAGAAUCGAGUAGCUGUUCUACUGUAGAGGCAUGGGAUGAUACUUCCGACAUUUUGGUGAGUAGACAUAACUACAGUGAGUGUCAAUUUGAAUCAUCUGGUAUGGAAAAAACAAAUCAUAUAAAAAAUACGAAACUGAAUAAGGUGAUCUCGCUCGGUAUACCCAAAAUACAGACGAAUCAACAACAGUGUCUAGAUAAUUUAGAAAUAGACGAGGAAGUGAAAGAGCAAAUGAAAAAAAGAAAUAAUGCCUUUAUGAACGAGUUAGAUUCCAAAAUAAAAAAAAAAAGGAAGAAAACUUUUGAUUUCUCCUUCCAGAUUGAUGAACAUAUGUUACAUCUACUGAACAGUAUUAUGAACAAAUAUUUGGACAAAUAUGAACUAAAAAUAGUUGAUAUAGAAAGAGAAGUACAAUUACUGAAAGAAAGAUUAAUAUUGAUAUCAAAAGAGUUACAUGAUAUAAAUAAGAUGGUAAAAUCAUAUGCUGAUAUUCUAUCGGAGUUUCAUAUAAUGCUUGAGGAGAAGCAAGUAAGAAGUGUGAAUACCAUGGUUACCUGUUUUCUUUGUAACAAAAAAGAUAUAAAGAAGAUUAAGCAGAGCAUAUCUACCUUACGACAUAGGGACGAAACUUUAAAUAAUUUUUUUGGAAUGGUCGAAAGUACUAAACAGUGUAAUAUGUGCACUAGUACAAUAUUAGAUGAGCAACUAACCAAUGUUAAGCUAAAUGUAUGUAGAGAAAAGGAAGAAAUAUACAAACAGAUAGAAGAGAGUGAAAAGGAGCUAACCAAUUUAAAGAGGAAAAAAAGGGAAAUUUUGCCAGUUGUAAGAUUCUAUCAUAGUCACAUAGAACAUAUCCAUCGGGAAAUUAUUUCACAAAAUGAUGAUUUAAAAUCGGUGCAAAAACACAUGACAGAUAUACAAAGUAAAUUGGAUAGAUGUGCACUUAAAAUAUAUAAGAUUAAUGAGAAGCAUACAUUAAUAAAGGAGUUACAAAAAACUUGUGUUCAUUUAAUAAGUAGAGAAAAAGACAUCAUUUAUGAAAGGGAUCAGCUUAUUUCGUGCCAUGUCCACAUGGUAGAAGUGUUUAGCUCCUUUCAAAAAAUGCAGAACGCCGAGGAUAAGUGGAGUGAAGCCAUAUAUCCUUUGUUGGAUUCGAUGGAAAAGGAAGAAGUGGGAGAAGCGCGAGGACUGAACGAAGAGAGAGAAGUGAAAGAAACAAAGACGACAGUCCUGAAAGAACUGAAGGGGUUCCUGAACAACUUCAUCGAGCUAUGCAACCACAAGAAGAGUAUGGUAUGUAUUCUGGAGAGAAGCAAUGAGUAUAUUAAUGAUAUCUAUGUUCUCCUCGGAAAGCAUGUUGCAGAUGACAAUACUGGAAUCGCUGAAAUAACUGGAAGCAACAUUGGUAGUAGUAGUUGUAGCAGUAGUAGUGGUAGGUGUUACGACUAUUUAAAAGGUAGAGCUAUAACUAACCAUGAAAAUAUGUUGAGAGAGGGAAAAAACACAUUAGAGAUAAGAACAAUGAAUACGGAGAAAACAGAAGUAGGGAAAGAAACUAUUAAGUCAAAUGAGGGGGUUAAUGUGAUGACGAGUUUGAAAUUAGUAAAACAUGAGUCAUAUGUUGAUAAUAUUAAGAAGGAAGGAAUAAACAUGAUUGCUGGAGAGAGUAAUACAAACGACAUAAGGAUCACCAUGAAUAACUGUAUGACAGAGUGUAAAAAAGGGGAAGAAAAAAUUAAACAGACACAGCACCUUAUUCAAUCGUAUCUUGUAAAAGGGGAGAUACAAAAUGAAGGGGAAAAUGAAGAGAAAAAUGAAGAGAAAAAUGAAGAGAAAAAUGAAGAGAAAAAUGAAGAGAAAAAUGAAAUGUAUGAAGAAGAAGAAAAAAAAAAUAAGCAAAAAAAAAGGGAAGAGAAUUGUGGAUUUUCCCCUGACACGCAUACUUGUGUACACUACUUAGAACGAACUAUUAACAACAAUAAAUGUUUUGGAAAACCGCACGACAAACUAUACGAAAAGCUGUACGACAAAUUGAUGCUAUUCUUAAAUACAGAAGAAGCAAAAAAAGAACAGCAAUUAGACGUGCUGCACAAAAUGAAGUGUUUUUCAAACGAUAGAAAGGAAUAUAUCAAGAAAAAGAUGCACGAAUUGGAAAGCUGCAUAAGGACAGAGAGAAAAAAAAGGCAAGUAUUAAACAAAAUGGAGAGUUACAUUUCUUAUUAUUUAAAAAAAAAGACAUGUGUACAGAAUUUAAUCAACUCUACAUUUUUACUUAUUAAAAAAUGUGAUGGUAAAAAUAAAUAUAUUAAACGGUGCAUAAGAAGUAGUAAGAAUAGCAUAUUUUUUGAAAACCAAAAUUAUUAUGUUAAGAUGAACAUAAUGAAAGAGCUAGCUGAGAAUGUCUUACUAACAGAAACUGAAAAAGAACAAGAGGAAAAAAAAUUAAAAAAAGUUAAGGAACAAUUAUAUACUAAUGAAAUAAUUAAAAGUGAGUCAAAUGAACUAGCAAAAAAAAUCAAUGAGAAAAAAGAACAAAUUUUACGUCUAGAAGCAGAAAAACUUAAUAUGGAAAAAAUGCUUCAUAAUAUUCUUAUUAACACAAACUUGAAAAAAAUGCACGAAAGUUUUUUGAGUCAUCAGAAAAGCUUUAUCUCUUCACUAAAUGAGCUGAAGAACUCCUUUUGGUAUGUGCAAGAGGGGGUGCAAAAGGAGGGGGAAAAGGAAGAAGAACUUACUGAAGUGCAUUCUAUAGUAAACAUGUUAAAGCAAAAGUUCGAAAUGAAUAGAGAUAUAUAUACAUUUAUAAAUGAAACAUUUGAAUUUUUAAUCCAUAAAAACAAAUUAUUCGAAAUAAUAAAUAGAGAAAAAGAAAAGAUAAAAGAGAAGAUAGAAACAUAUAACAAAUAUAUCACCAGCUUACAAGUUAAAGAAGCAGAAAUGAAUGGAAAAAUUUGUUUACGUGAAGAGUACAUACAGAAGUUAAAAAGUGAUAUAAAAUCUAAAUUAUUUAUGAACAUAGAAAAGGAAUAUAAAAAAAAAAUUAUAGAAAUAUUUGUAUAUAAGAAUGUAAUAAAAGAUAUUUGUAAUUUCCAUAAUUCCUUUGAUCAAGCAAUAAUUAAAUUUCACUCUUUAAAAAUGCAAGAAAUUAAUAUAUCAAUAAAAAAUUUAUGGAGAAGGGUAUAUAAUAGUGCUGAUAUCGAUUAUAUAUAUAUAAAGUCAGAUGUGCAAACAGAAAAUAAUGGAAAAAUUAAUCAACGACGAUCUUAUAAUUACCGAGUUGUUAUGGUAAAAGAUAAUUGUGAACUCGAUAUGAAAGGAAGAUGUUCAUCAGGACAGAAAGUGCUCUCCUCUAUUAUAAUUAGACUAGCCCUAGCUGAAUCUUUUUCUAUUAAAUGUGGCAUACUAGCCCUUGAUGAGCCAACAACAAAUCUUGAUAAAUCAAAUUCAAAAAAUUUGGCUAGCUUAAUUGCUAAUAUUGUUGAUUUGAGGAAAGACAGUUCUACAUUCCAGCUUAUCUUAAUAACACAUGACAAUUAUUUUGUUGACAUAUUGUCACAAUAUGGCUUAACUAACUGUUUCUAUAAAAUUAAGAGAGAUGUCCAUGGGUACUCGAAAAUUGAGAAAAUACGGCAAUAG